This is a messenger RNA of Fundulus heteroclitus (mummichog), 1294 nucleotides long. Its product is annotated as CMP-N-acetylneuraminate-beta-galactosamide-alpha-2,3-sialyltransferase 4-like. Gene Ontology annotation, biological process: glycolipid biosynthetic process. Gene Ontology annotation, molecular function: sialyltransferase activity. NCBI's taxonomy places the organism in Eukaryota, Metazoa, Chordata, Actinopteri, Cyprinodontiformes, Fundulidae. The record is from RefSeq and is a predicted model, not a curated record.
GUUGAAUGACGCUCCGGUAAGAGGCUUUGAAGAAGAUGUUGGGAACAAGACCACCAUGAGGUUCUUCUACCCUGAGUCCGCCUCCUAUAACCCCGCGCUGCAGAACGAGCCGGACACACUCAUGGUCCUGGUGCCUUUCAAGCAGCAAGACCUCCGCUGGCUUAAAGAGAUCGUCUACAAUGAGAAGAGGGUCAGGAAAGGCUUCUGGAAACCUCCGCCACAAAUCUGGUUGGGUGAUGUAAGUAAAAUCCGAGUGCUGGAUCCCCAUUUUCUGCACCAGACGGCAGAUAAACUUCUCAGGCUUUUUCCCCAAAAGGGAAAACAGAUUCCCGUACACCCUACGACGGGCAUCCUUGCUGUUUUUGUUGCGCUCAACUACUGUGAUGUGGUUCACAUCGCCGGAUUUGGAUAUCCCAGUUCAAAGAAUCAGCGACAACCCAUCCACUACUAUGGAUACGACACAAUGAGAUCCAUGAAGAAUUCCUACCAUGACCUCGGUCAUGAAGCCGAAGCCUUAAAACGACUGGAGGAUUCAGGAGCCAUUGUUUACUUGCACCCACAUUUAUGAUGCAAACUCCUUUCCCAGUAAAGUGUAUCACAAAAAUGGGUCUUCUGAUCUUAAUUUGACCAAGUGCCUUUUUGCAUUGGGAUUCAGAACUUUGCACACUAAAUCUUUCAGUGGUAACUUGGCUGUAAAACAUUUCACUUUGGCUCUGUAGCUCAGCAUUUUACAUAUUUCUUAUCUUCCAAAUUCUAUACAUUUUAGCCUUACAUGACAAUCUGUACCUCUGAAAACUUACUUAUGUGAGUGAGCCUUGUCAAAGUACCUCAUAAUUAGCUGCAUUGUUUCCCAGUGCUUGCAGGGGCAUGGAUUAGUUGAAGCUGUGUUGUUGGAAGCAACCUUUGCACACCUCAUCUGAGGAUUUGAAUAUCCAUGGGUUUGAUGUGAAAUAGUUACUGCAGAGUUACAGUCUCAGUGAGGUUUGCAACGUUCAAGUCUGUUUCCUUCUUCUCAAAAACAAAAUUUCAGUGUAGGUGUGUGCUUGGGGCCUAUUGAGAUUUGCACUCAGCAAUUAAUUGCUUUUUGUUUAACUGUUCACAAAUUAACAAAGUUGGGUUCACUUUUUCGCUUCUUGGGGGGAGGAGGAACGCAGGCUUCUUUUCGCUCAUUCGUAAACAUUUUUGAUUUAAUUUAUUUAAGCAGUUUAUUCCUAGGAAAAAAUUGGUACCACUGGAUAUUUUUGUAUGUACAAAACAAAUUGCAUUUCUAAUUAAAAAAGGUGAUCAAAAUGAA